AUGUUUCAAAGAGCAGCUGCUGCAUCGCGGCUUAAGCUGCUGUUGAGUUUUGCUGUUGGUGGUCUCCUUGGUGAUGUCUUCCUUCAUCUUUUACCCGAGGCAUGGGAGCACAUAGACAGAGAUCGUGAUGGCAUGCACUGGGGCCAAAUGAAAAUAGGACUUUGGGUUUUAACAGGAAUCCUCAGCUUUUUAAUCAUUGAAAAAAUAUUUGCCAAAGAAGGAGAAUUUGAUGCAUUGGAGGAUGAAUGUGAUGAAGAAGAAGACACCGAAAUAAUAAACAAUGAAAAAACAAACAAUAACAAAAAUCUAAAGUCAAAUAAUAGUCAAAUUAAAUCCUCAUAUAACCUUAGACAGCGUCCACCUAUACAUAAUGGCACCGACAGUACCAGUAAUCGCACAAAAAGUACCAGUAAUAGCACCAAUAGUACCAGUAAUGGCACCAAUAGUACCAGUAAUGGAACCAUAGAAGGCAUAAAAACUCAAAAAACAAAAGAUGGACAAAAUACUCAAAAUCCAGACUCUCAAAUAAAGGUUAGCGGUUGGUUAAAUUUAGCAGCCAAUGUAAUUGAUAACUUUACUCAUGGUCUGGCAGUUGCUGGCAGCUUCAGCAUUAGCACUAAGGUUGGCAUGACAACUACUUUUGCAAUACUCAUUCACGAGGUACCUCAUGAAGUUGGCGACUUUGCCAUUCUGUUGCGAUCUGGAUUUGAUAGGUGGAAAGCAGCUAAGGCUCAAUUGCUGACAGCAUCUGGUGGAGUUUUAGGUGCAAUCACUGCUCUGGCAGCUGAUUCUGUGCAAAGUGCGGGAGAUAAUACAGCCUGGAUUCUUCCAUUUACAUCGGGUGGUUUCAUGUAUAUUGCCUUGGUUACAGUGGUACCAGAUCUGCUCCAAGAGAAACAUAGGGGGGAGUCGCUGAAACAAAUAUUUAUGAUGGUGCUCGGGAUUGCUAUUAUGGCGGUUGUUUCCUUCUACCAUUAACUGCUGUAUCGUGUGUUGGCGUGAUAUACAGGGCCAAAUAACAGGAAGAUAUACACUGUAUUAGGCCUAGAGUAACCCUGACUGCUACUAGUGCUACAACUUCAUGGAUAUUCCACUUAUACAUCCUUGUUGCAAGGGUAUUUCACAAGUAUGAAUUUAAGCAUAAAUGAAGUCCUUUGAAGAAGGAUGCACUUAUAAGCAUUUCGAGGACUUUUUUAUUAUUUAUUUGGAGACUAUGCUUUUACAACAGUGGCAUAUACAAUUGGUGCAUCCAUUUUUUCCCUGAAUUGUUAUUUUUUAUAGAUAAAUAAAUAAAAAAAAAUAACAAUUCUGAGAAAAACAUUUAAUUUUGUUCUCAUUUUUUGUUAUUUAUUUUAAUAUUUUGUCCAUUGUUCACUGCUUUUUUCAAUCAAAAAAUAAUUCUGUUCAAAGUUUAGGAGUUUAUAUUGAUAAGGUUACAUGUAAAUCUUGACUGGUACUCUACAAGGUUACUCUUAUGAUUUGAUAAUAAUUCUUGUACUGCCAGAUGUACUAUUGUUGACCUUGUAUGUUAAGACUGUUGACCUGUAUGUAUCCCAUAUUGUUUAAAUGAACAUUAUUUUACCGUACAAUGACUGUGGAGUUCUAUUUUUGAUAACUAUAUGCAAAAAGAGACCCACCACCUACUUUGUAGUUGUAAACCUUUUAUUAUCAUAUAAUUUUGCAGAUUCUACACAAAUGAAUAUUUCCUGACAGCAUUCUCUUUAAGUGUUUUAUUGUUCAAUAAAAUGUCUUAUAAUAUUGGAAAUCACUGACAUAUCCAAAAAAUGAGUGGGCCAUUUACACAUUUUGCUAAAUAAUUAAAGUAAUUAAAAUUAAUUUUAAUCCUCAAAAAUUUGCAUCCUGAAAAGCUAUAAAUAAUUAAAGUUUAAUAAAAAUUAAUUUUAAUUUAAAUCCUCAAAAAUAUGCCUCCUGA
Molecule: messenger RNA, 1933 nt
Organism: Owenia fusiformis
Lineage: Eukaryota; Metazoa; Annelida; Polychaeta; Sabellida; Oweniidae
Source: the annotation of a GenBank genome assembly